GCUGGCCUUUGCAGCCAGAGAGCUGAAGGGCUUGCUAGCAAUGGGAGGGAUAAACUGCGAGGUGUUUGGUGUGUCAGACAACUUGGAUGCAAGAAGGAGGAAAUGACUCAGAGACUGAAAAUGAUGAGUUUCUUAAUGCUUGUUAAGGGAGAGGGGCAAGAAGAACGUGUUAUUCUCGGUACAAUUUACAGUAAAAGCAUUUAAAUGUCUCUGCUUAGUAGGUGCAGCGCAUGAUGCGGGGCCAUUUUAGGGACGAGCCACGGCUGACCCUGCAAGCCGAACUGCCUCUGCGGAUAGGUGCGGGCGGGGGGUUACCUCCCGCCGGCCCGGUCCCUGGCUGGGGCGCCGCCGGUGCUUUCCCGAGGCGGGAGGUGUGCGUGCCCGCCAGGAGGAGCCAGGCGGGGCGGCCCGCAGCCCCUCGCCGCUUUCCCCAGCCACGGCGGCGUGCGCGCCGCCCUCGCCCGCUGAUGCAAUCGGAGCCCGCAAGCGGUGGCAGCAGCAGCAGGAGCCGCGGCAGCAGCAGCAGCAGCCUCGGCGGCGCCCGCAGGCGGAUCGGCCGGCCCUGAGCCCGCGCAGCGCGCCGCCGCCUUAGCCGCACCCGGCGGCUCGGCGAUCCGCAGGGUUCCAGCACCAGCGCUUCCCGAAACGAGCGGCGGCCCGCCGAGAGCCCGCUCCGCCGCGGCAGGGAAAUACCCCGUUUGCCAGCAUGAUGAAGGGCUGUCAGAAUGAGUGCACGGCUGGAGGAUGUUCAGGAGAAACAGCAAAGCAUGUGACUGAAUCUUUCAAGGCUUCAGACUUGAUUAUCACCCCAGCUACGACUUUCAAGGAAAAACCAGACCCCAGUGGUCUGGUAUUUGGAACUGUGUUCACUGAUAAUAUGCUGAUAAUUGAAUGGUCCUUGGCUUCAGGGUGGGAGAAACCUUAUAUUAAGCCACUUGAGAACCUUUCAUUGCAUCCAGCUUCCUCGGCUCUGCAUUAUGCUAUAGAAUUGUUUGAAGGAAUGAAGGCUUACCGAGGAGUGGAUGGCAAAAUCCGCCUGUUCCGGCCAACCCUCAACAUGGACAGGAUGGCGCGAUCAGCAAGACGAGCAACUCUGCCAUGUUUUGACCAGAAUGAGCUGUUAGAGUGCAUCCGGAAGCUUGUGGAAGUGGAAAAGGAGUGGGUCCCAUACUCUACUGCUGCCAGCCUGUAUAUCCGUCCUACCUUAAUUGGAACUGAGCCUUCUCUUGGAGUGAAGAAGCCGACUAAAGCCCUACUGUAUGUCAUACUGAGCCCUGUGGGCCCUUACUUUGCAAGUGGAAGCUUUAAUCCAAUAUCCUUAUGGGCAGAUCCAAAAUAUGUAAGAGCCUGGAAAGGAGGAACAGGGGACUGCAAACUGGGAGGGAAUUAUGGUUCUUCUAUUUAUGCCCAGCAAGAAGCCCUGGAGUUAGGUUGCCAGCAGGUUCUGUGGCUCUAUGGAGAAGAUCACCAGAUAACUGAAGUUGGAACAAUGAAUCUGUUUCUCUACUGGAUAAAUGAAGAUGGAGAGAAUGAACUGGCAACCCCACCUUUAGAUGGCAUCAUCCUUCCAGGAGUGACAAGACAAAGCAUUUUGGAUCUGGCACGCAACUGGGGAGAAUUUAAAGUGUCUGAGCGAUACAUCACCAUGAGUGACCUGACAGCUGCCUUGGAAGAGGACAGAGUAAAGGAGAUGUUUGGUGCUGGAACAGCUUGUAUUGUAUGUCCUAUCUCUAAAAUCUUAUAUAAGGGCAAGCAUUGGCACAUUCCAACUAUGGAGAAUGGACCUCAGUUAACAACCCGUUUCCUGAAUAAGCUGAGUGAUAUCCAGUAUGGAAGAGAAGACAGCGAUUGGGCAGUGCUGGUGUCGUGAAGGUGGAAGAGUUCAGACCCUCCAGACAGCACAGACUUGAAUAAUGACAACUUCUGUAGCUGCCUGUGCGUAGCAUAGUUUCUGUAUCAAUUUGCUCCCCAGGAUGAUUGUUUCCACAAUCCUGCGAAUGUGAACACAAUCAUUUUGAUUUCUACUGUGAUCCUGUUGGUAGAAGCCUGUCUUCUUGGUAGAGGUGCUAAAUGUUAGCAAUAGAACUUUCCUAAUGGUUUUCUUAGUGCCUCCUUGUGUCUUAUGUACAGCCUGAAAUCUUGUAAAAUGCUCUUCAACUGCUCUUCAGUUUGUUUGGUUUGUUUUAACUGCCAUCACCAGCAGAGCACGUUGUCAUAUAACACAAAGACAUUGCCUGUUAGUUGGCCACAGAGUUCUAUUGACAUUAUUCUGCUUUUUGCUCUGUGUUUGGGAAACAAUUAAAUUUAGUCACACGCUCUUUCCUUUCAUACUCUGCUUGUAUGGGAGAUUCCUGAGUCUGCACAGCCUUCUAGAUCCCCUCAUGCUCUGUCAAGUAACAGCUCUGCCCUUUAGGCCAAAAUUCUCUGAAUUGAUCUAGUCUGCAACAUGCUCCCUGUUGGCCUAUUGCCUUUCCCUCCAUGGGGAUAUGCAGCGGCUGCUUGGGCAGUGCAUACCUCUCUAAUAGUUGAAUACAUCCUUCCAUACAUGAGUUGCAGGGCUGGGUCAGGCCCUGCUGACACAAGAAUUACCCUUUGGCCUAGCACAGAACUGGGCGCUGUGUACACAGUGUUGCCUUCCAGGCGAAUGUCUAGAAAAUAAGAUUAGACAACUGUGGCUGUGAAAGUUGAACCACUCUUCACAGCAACCAAACCUUUGGAUUGAAGAAUUUCUUUCAUCAUCCAGUCACAUAAUUUAGAUCAGCAAGAUGUUUUUCUUGUACCCUUCACUGCUUGCUGUGAAAUGUAUCCAGCCUCCAUUGACACAUGUGUAUUUUAAUAGAGCCUUCCUAUUAAGGAACAAGCUAUGUUGUCAACAGAAAAUAUCUAGCAUGAGAAAGAAAGAGAUUUCAUUCAAACUCUGUUUUCAUUCUGAUUAAGCACAUACUUCUUCAUAUACCGCUACUGUCUCAAAUGCAGUCUUGAUACUAUUUGGAAGCAAUAUAGAGCAUGUAGGCCAUAGUUAGGAAAAUAACUUUUGCAAAUGUUCGCUAGCAAUUAUACUGUCAUAAUUAUUAGCUUUCCCUUUUUGCACACAGCUUUGUCAAACAGCUUUAAGAUAUCUCUUGCCAAAAAGGAUCACUAUAUUCUGUAUCAAUGUUCCAAAGUGCUACUUCAGUAUAAAACUGGUGGAACUUUUUUGACACUAAUGGAGUCCUACAAGAAGUAAAACUGCAACAUUUAUUGCCAUAGUUUGCAGUAGAGAUGCACCAGUAUUAAUGGACAUAUUCAGCACUUUAUUUUUUUUUUAAGACCCAACAGUGUCUCUCCCAUGCUUUAUAAGUCCUUUGUAGUUACUGGCAUUUGUUAACCUAGUUUAAAAAGGCAAAAUAUAAUUUCUAAUAGACCAUCCUGGAGAGGGACUGUUUACAAGGGCAUGUAGUGAUAGGACAAGGGGUAAUGGCCUUAAGCUGAAGGAGGGUCGAUUUAGAUUAGAUACAAGGAAGAAAUUCUUUAUGGUGAAAGUGGUGAGGCACUGGAACAGGUUGCCCAGAGAGGCUGUAGAUGCCCCCUCCCUGGAAGUGUUCAAGGCCAGGUUGGAUGGGGCUUUGGGCAGCCUGGGCUAGGGGAGGGUGUCCCUGCCCAUGGCAGGGGGGUUGGAACUAGAUGAACUUUAAGGUCCCUUCCAACCCAAACCAUUCUGUGAUUCUAUCCAUGCCUUACACAUCUGCUGAAAAGUAGCCUUGUGGCUUUCCUGUUCAAUUUUGGUCAGAUUUUAAAGACAACCCCUACUUAGCCACCACUUUCCUUUGUUCUCUCAAAUCAUGACUUCUACUAUCUUUCACUGCAGUCCAAUCUGAUCUUUUAAUGAAGAACAGUUGAAGGUUCUCUCUGACAAUGUAACCAUUGUUAAAAUUUGUUGGAUGGUUUUCUCUUUAGAAUACAACUGCAAGCACAAAAUGUUGUUUCACUUACAGUAGCAAUAGUAUUGUAUGUCUGCUUUUCUGACCAUUUGAAUCUGUAUUGUGUGCUGGUCUUCGUUCAGUAUCUUACUAUGUAUGAUAAGCUGCUGGUAGUCUUUCUUUUUUAUUUAAUUAGAUAGGUGGAAAAACUAACAUGGGGAAUAUGUCAAGACGCAAUGUGGGGUAGAGAGUUUUAUCCAAUGAGACAAGUAUCAAAACUAAAGAGUGCCUUUAGAGUUAGUGGCAUGGAACUCUAGAAAGAUUAUGUCAUGAACAACCACAUGUGGCUUCCUGUUACUGAAGUAUCUAAUCUAUCCCCUUAUGUUCAUCUCAGAUUUAGCAGCAAAAGGAAAAGUGGAAAUAUCUAACUUCAGAUACACAGCAAAGUGGUUGUAUGAUACCUUAACAUCUCAGGAUGUUGAUAGAGUUGACAGGUAUCAUAUAUCAAAAAUCCCCAUGAAAGCAGCAGUAUACCAGCAGUAAUCUAAUCACUAGUCAGAAUGAAUAAGGACCAGUUAGAAGAAUUAUUUUACUGCGGUGUAAACCUAAAAGUUGUGUAGAACUCUUCUUAAAUUGGAUGCAAGUAAUUUAAUGUGAGGAAACCAGGCAUUUUCAUUUAUUGUGGUUUGCACAGUUUCCUGCACUGACAAGAGAGACACCUUUCCUUUUACUGCACAUUUUGAGCUGAUGGAGACUUCAAAAUGAUGAGAAUUGAAACUGGAAUGACCCAAAGAAAUGCAUAGACUUUUCUAGCAGAGAAGAAUGAAAACAUAUACUAUACGUAUGUUAACUGUUGUCUUUAACGUCUUGGUUAAUUGCUUUACUCUGGGUGUGUCAACUCAAAGUUGUGUUUGUUUCCAAAUGGCAUCCAGGUGAAUAGGUUCUAGAUUUUAAACUUUAAGACCUAAUAAGGGAGCUGACAGGUCAGUAUAAUGCAGAAAAUUCUUCUGGUGUUGCAUGCUGUCCUACCCUGCAUUCUGCCAUGGCUUUUUUAUCCUGUUAACCAAAGGAAAAAAAUAAUACGUAUAACUAAUAGUGAGUAUUUGGUAUUGCAUUCUCCCUGGUUUUGCCUGUAAAAUUUAGGAUGGAACUGUGGUAUUCCCUGAGCUGAUAAUAGAUGGUAAAAGAACAUCUGCACAUCUUUUCUCCAUGUGCCCUAUUUGUUUAAUUGCAACAGAUUUACAUAGAAAGAGUAUGGUACAUCAUAACUAGGCAAUUAUCCAUUCUUCAUCACUUAGUUAUGGUUCUGCUAAUUGAUCAUUUAAGACAUAAGAUAGUCUAACAUUAGGAGAAUUUGAGACUGUUCAAAAAAGAUCAACAAAUUAAUAUUGUUGUGUGAUAUUUGCAUAAUUGGCUGCAAUUAUUUAAUGUUUAAUUGGGUUGAUCAAAUGAGAUUCAGCCUUUCACAUGCUUAUGUUUUACAAACACUGGUACUUUAAAAUGAUAAUAACGAACUCUAAUUUUCGUAUGUUCUUUCUUCUCCCCUUCAUUCUUUUGAUUAUUAUUUUCAAUAUUGAGCAUGUCUUUAAUUUUCAGUUUGGUGAGUAUGAUUCAUGCAUAGGAAAGAAGUCCUUCAAAUGAGAGAACUUUUCAUGAAAUUGGCAUUUCAUACAAGCUGUUCUGAUGCCAAGAGUUAUGAUUUCAGCAACUGGCAUUACUUAACUAGAUUCUUAACUACAAUGAGGGCAAAUUUGCUGAGAAUUUACAGUGACAGACUCUGGUGAGAAUGCUAAUAAAGGUUCCACCUUAGGGUAGAUAAUCUGUUCAGUCUGUAGCAGUGCAAAGCAAAUAUGAUCUUUCUUGGAUAUAGAAGGGAAGUCUGAUAAGACAAAAACAAGAUAGUGAGAGAUCUCUCUGCCCAGCCAUUGUUUACACCUGUUCAACUAUCUCCAGUCAAAAAGUAAUUGUCUUCCACUCCUCCUCUUUCUAGAUAAACUCCUGCUUAGGGUUUACCUAAUUCAACAGAGAGGUAUCAUUGAUCCUCUCCUGUAUACUUAUUUUGUACUUUUUUUUCCUCAGGCAUGAAGAAGGGUAAUUUGAAAAAAAUGUGAUAUUUGAAAGAGUCAUUUGGAGUGCAAGUUAUUUGAAGUGUCUGUCUAAUACAUGGUCUUCCAAGGAGGCAGACAGAAAAACAGCUGGGACUGACCUCAUAGCCACCUAAUUAGAGGGGGAACUCUCUUGAAUUCAAUGACCCAUCCAAAACAAUCUGCAUAAUCUGAACAGAUUGCUUAGUGUUGAUAUGUCUUGCUAUGAAAUAGAAUACAGAGAUGGUAGCGCAGCCUGCCAGACUAUGGCACAUUUGCUCUCUCUGCACGGGAUUCACACUACUGAUAGUAAGUUUUAAGGCUCUAGUGGCAAGCUCAUAUACUGAGAGGUGGGCAGGUGUAAAUGAUGUCUGAGCAUGCCCCGAGGUGGGCUGCUCCUUGCUGUCUUUCUCUCCUUUCUGCACAGACUUGCAACCCCUUUUUCCCAGCCUCCUAUCAUGAUGUCACCUAGUCUUAUAUCUAAAAGUGAUCAUUUAAGCAAAUUUUACACUCUUUUUGCUUUUAGCAGUAGUGACCAUUAAAAAAAAAAAAGUGUUUUGUUCAUCUUGCAGGUGUUCAGGGAUCAGAAUUGCACUUUACCACCUGCACAUAUAAUGCCUGAACAGAUUGCCGCUGACUUUGUGACCCUCGACAAGUUAUCUAACCUCUUUGUAAGUGCAGAGUAGUAGUAGUACUACCACUUACACAACUUUUAACUCUAAUCCAAACUUUUGCAUAAAAAGAUAUUUUCCUAUAGAUCAAAUAAGCUUUCCAGAAAGCUUUUUAAGCAGCAGAGAAAGAUGUCAUGUAAAGUCCAGCAUUUCAAGGAUUGCUUUAGAGUGGAAGUAUCUUGAUUAUGCAGGAGAAAAAUGUUAUUUGAAUAAGAAAUAUAUUUAAGAUUUGCUGUAUGAACCCAUAAACAAGUAAAAUAUAAAGUAGCAUACAGAAAGAUCUUGAAAAGAGAAUACACCUCCACCUCACAAACAGUGCUAUCUUAUUUAAAAAGUGAUGCUUGAAGGAAGUAUUGUAUUUCUCAAUGUAGAGUCAUUAGAUUACAACUGUUCUAGAAGUACACUUCAUCAUGUAGCACUGAGACAGACCUCUUACUCUUAAUUACAAAUUUUCUGAACUGCAGUAUUUAGCAAUUGGGAAAAGUCAGAGAGCUGUGUUUUACUCUAUUUUGUCACUGUCCUCAAGAUUUGGAAAAAUAAUUCACAGGUCCUAAAUCAUUUAAGCUAAGUAACUUCUUAAUAAGUAUUUGUAAUUUUAGUCAUAAUAGCAAAAGAGAGUACUGCCAUUGCAUUGGUGAAAAAUACUGUUGUAGCAAUCCAUCUGUCCAUGCCUUGCUUUAAGCAUGAUGGUUAUUAGCGGGAAUUCCAGGAUAUUUCCCGACUAUGCGAAAUCUGAGUACCAUCUAUAGCACAGCUGGCAAAUAUAUCCCCAAAUCCAUAAGCAAAACUAACAUCCAUUACCUUGAGCUAGAAGAGUCAGGUACAUUAGGGCUUGGCAGGUGUGGAACAAUACUGAAUUAAAAUAGUCAAGCCUUAGAUUUGGGACAAAAUUUUGGAAUUAGUAGCUUAGAAAUAAAUCUCAUUGAUCACACUAGCAAGGUUAGCCACACCCAAAUUUACUAAAAAUAAUGUUGUUUAAAUUCACUAGUAAUAACAGCAUGGCUAGAUCCUCGUCCGUCUCUCUGAACAUGAAUUUAUGCUGUUUGCUUAUAUUAAAACUUAAUUUAUUGUGUCUGAUUUUUACCACAAUCCUGAAUUCUUAUGCCAUGCUUUAAAAAAAGAAUCUUAAAUUUCACGUUCAUAGGAAGACCUUAAGGAGGAUUUAAGACCUUGAUAUAGAAUUUUAAAGUCUUUAAAAUAUCUGCUGGAUAAAAUUAAAGUAGAAAAAGAGAAGACAACUUUGUGGAAGUAGUUAAUUACAGUGUUCCAAAUGGUUUUCUGACACUGAUCAUUUUUGGUUUUUACCAAAGAGAUAUGCAGGGAAUAGUAGAUAAAAUAAGUGUAGUGCUUUUUUUUCUAAGCAAGAGUUGGGAAAGUUUCUAAGAGCUGGUUCUCUUAAUAGUGCUAACUAUAGGACUUGAUUCAGUCAGGCUUAGAGCAGUCAUUUAAGUGUGGAGGAGCUCAGAAGUUAUCUCAGGCAGUACUAUCUUGCAGGAGCAGAUUUUCUUUCAUUUUAUGAUCAAAGUGAUCAAGAUGUGAACAUGGACUCUUCUAAAUUUUGCACCUUUUUAUAAAAAUUUUGCUUUUCAUUUUAGAAUUCUGAUACAGUAUCACUGAACUAUUCUCUCAAACUAUCAUGUCUCAGUAAGUUAUGAGAAGAAAGCAAACAUUCUUGUUCUUUAUGUAAUCACCUUCUUCCUGUAUGCCAAAUCCCCUCUUCCUUAUGAUUUGGUCACCGCUAGAAUUGUGACCUCUUCAGGUGAAAUAACAGGGUUUUUUUCUCUACUGUACCCUACUAGUGCACUCUUGGCUUUUUUUGUAAGUACUAAGCGCUUGCAUCAAAUGCCAGAGCAAAGAGUAAAGUGCAAAGUCUUCUGUCUCCAGAACAGGCAUGCUAAGGAAUGAGAGUGAAAUUACCCAUCAAGUCAGUCAAAACAGGAGGUCAGAAGAACGUCAUAACCAUUCUCAUUCAGUCCAAAACAGAGACUCCCCAGGUAUACCAAAUGUCUAGCAGGAUGGUAGAUUGCUGUUGCUAUUUAAGAAUGCUCUUAUUCAGUUGAUUAAAUACUUACAUCUGUGCCUACAUUUUCAUAACUUGGGCCCUAGUAUCUGAACUGAAACCUACAAUACACUUUUAUAUGUCAUGAAGCAGUAAAAUAUUAGAUGAAAACAAACAGGAAAUACUCCAGCUGAUCUAACAGUCAGAAGCUGUUUCCUGUGGGUCUGUGGCCUAUUCUGUUCCCAUAAUUUAUAUUCAUAUUCUAAUGGCCCAGUAGUUGACUAGAACUGCAAGUAGGAGACAAAUAUAUCAUUAACUCUAUUCCAUAGUGGAGAAUGUUGACAUCUAUUCGCUUCGUCUCCUGGAGACAUGGCUUGGACUCUAGCUUGGCCACUAUAGUAGAGAGUAACAGAAUGUAAAAGGUUCUUUGCCAUGAUGGAGACAAGUAAGAGUUUUAUCUGCAGCUAUUUGCAAACAAUUUGUGUUGAAGCGGUAAAUUUGGAAAGACAGAUGUCCCACUGUCCCUGACCAUCAAGGCAUUUAGAAGGGUGCAGUAGCAGUUAUUGGAAUUGUAGCAUAUAAGCAGUGGGAAAUUAGCAACUUAAAGAGGGAGAAGUAAACACCUCUGAAGGGUCUCUGUUUUCUCAAAUGUUAAAGUUAACUGGGUACUUUACAAGGAUCUGAGCAUAUAAAAGCAGUAAAGGACAGAUGUGUGAAAAAAUACUGGAUAAACUACAGGAAACUCUACCUCAUUCUUCUCUAAAGGUUUUGUAGAAGCACAAUUAAGCGCUCCUAAUGGCAUUGUUACGUACAGACCAUCUGGCAUGAAAGAAACACUUUAUAUUUGUAUGUCUAUAAAUCCUAUAAUAACUGUAUUUUGCUGGCAGUAGAAACAGUCUAUACUAUUUGCAGUUUUCCUCAUCAAAUCUGUAAUUAUGCAAUGUUUCUGUCUCCAAUAAAGGAAUUUAAUGGGCA
Messenger RNA from Grus americana (Whooping crane), 9628 nucleotides. RefSeq names its product branched chain amino acid transaminase 1 (gene BCAT1). The record is from RefSeq and is a predicted model, not a curated record. Gene Ontology annotation, biological process: L-leucine biosynthetic process; L-valine biosynthetic process. Bases 707 to 1870 code for a protein of 387 amino acids. The transcript has 11 exons. Gene Ontology annotation, molecular function: branched-chain-amino-acid:2-oxoglutarate transaminase activity. Lineage: Eukaryota; Metazoa; Chordata; Aves; Gruiformes; Gruidae. Gene Ontology annotation, cellular component: mitochondrion.